Molecule: messenger RNA, 1310 nt
Organism: Coregonus sp. 'balchen'
Lineage: Eukaryota; Metazoa; Chordata; Actinopteri; Salmoniformes; Salmonidae
Source: the annotation of a GenBank genome assembly
AUGGCGAGCAGUUCCCUGCACAAAUGCAUGCUGGUCCUGACCUUCCUGCUCCUGCUGUGUGAGAUUGUUGUCAGCCGCCUCUGUAACUCCCUCAUCACCAUGGUGGACGUCUUCCACACCCUCUUCAUCCUCAUGCACAUGGCUCUUCCUCUUCCUCAACCCACCCUGGGUAGAGGCCCCCCAAAACCCACACCUGCCUCCCCUCUCUCCACCCCCAUCACCUCCACCCCCACUCAGUCACCUGUCAAAUCUCCCCCCUAUGCCCCAGCCACCUCCUGUGUCUCCCCCAUCCCCUCCAACUCAACUCCCUGUCCCUCUCCUUCCCUCUCAACGCCUGUCCCCACCACCACUUCCCAGUUUACCUCCAAACCUCUCACCUCUCGUUUGCAGUAUGUUGACCCUACAAGCACCCAUUGUUUCUCCCCUGACCACUCUGAUUCCAACCACGACACCUCUUAUCCCCAUCCCACCUUGUCUGUUCCAACCAACCCUUUCCCCCGACGCCUCACCCCUCUGGCCUCCCUGUGUGGCCUGUCCUACAGCGAGGCGAGGGUCCAGCCCCUGGGGGCUCUGAUCUCAGCCCUCCUGCUGGCUGCCCUGUGUGUCUCUGUCUCUCUGGAGAUCCUCAGCCACACCCUGCAGCCCCACCCUAUACAGCACCCUCUUUUGGCCACGGUGAUGGGGGCUGUCAGUCUGCUCUACAACCUCCUGGUGCUGGGGCUCAGCUGGGGCAGCUUGCUGGGGACCAAGACUAGAGCUGCCUGGGAGGGGGGGGAGAGCUCUGUCCUUGGUGUGAAUGGAAAAGGCACAGUGCAUUCUUUGCUUUUAUUAUUAAUGUCAGUGUGGGAGGGAAUUGUGUACAAGUUCUGCAUUAAUAUGGUAGGUUCACUAGAAUAUAAGCAAUGAACAUCUGUUGUUUGUUUUUCAUUCCUUCUCUCUAACACACCACAGUCAAGGCCAAGGUCCAGACCAAAGACAGCACUGCAGUGGGGGGAGAGAAUGACAUCAGUAACCUCCCUACAUCUCUGGAUGGUGCCUUCCAAGAUGGAACACUUGUACUCUGUAACCCUGGGACCUCCAGUGUCCUGAACCCUGACAGUGACUCUCAGCACCCACCCCAGACAUCCCCACUCCAUACCAUGGCCCCUCAGGGUCGCCUUUCAGACCACUGCCAUGGAGCAUACACACUCCCUGCAGACUGCGGAACUUCAGAGACACCAAACAACUUCCCACAUCCAGAGGCCAGUGGCUGUCAUCCUAAGGACCCCCACUCUGAGGUGUCUAAGUAUAGUGCCUGCAUGGGACACAGA